Molecule: messenger RNA, 1542 nt
Organism: Aspergillus terreus NIH2624
Lineage: Eukaryota; Fungi; Ascomycota; Eurotiomycetes; Eurotiales; Aspergillaceae
Product: cytochrome P450
Exons: 2
Coding region: 1-1542 (513 amino acids)
Biological process (GO): ergosterol biosynthetic process
Molecular function (GO): iron ion binding; monooxygenase activity; oxidoreductase activity, acting on paired donors, with incorporation or reduction of molecular oxygen
Source: RefSeq, a predicted model, not a curated record
AUGUCCUUACUCACCAUCACGUCCUACGCUGCUGUAGGCAUACUGGCACUGAUUGCCUGGAAUGUCAUCCGGCAAUUGCUCUUCCAGAACAAGAGCGAGCCCCCCGUUGUCUUCCACUGGAUCCCCUUCCUAGGGAGCACAAUCAGCUAUGGCAUCGAUCCGUAUGCUUUCUUUGCAUCUUGCAGGCAGAAGUACGGCGACAUCUUCACCUUCAUCCUCCUCGGCCAGAAAACAACCGUCUACCUGGGCGUGCAGGGCAACGAAUUCAUCCUCAACGGCAAACUCAAAGACGUCAACGCAGAAGAGGUGUACAGCCCGCUGACGACGCCCGUCUUCGGCUCGGACGUCGUCUACGACUGCCCCAACGCAAAGCUCAUGGAGCAGAAGAAGUUCAUCAAGUACGGCCUGACGCAGGCCGCCCUCGAGUCGCACGUGCAGCUGAUCGAGCGCGAGGUCCUGGACUACCUGCGCACCUCGCCCAACUUCCACGGCGCGUCCGGCGUCGUCGACAUCUCCGCUGCCAUGGCGGAGCUCACCAUCUUCACCGCCGGCCGCGCGCUGCAGGGCGAGGAGGUCCGCCGCAAGCUCACGGCCGAGUUUGCCGACCUCUACCAUGACCUCGACAAGGGCUUCACCCCCAUCAACUUCAUGCUGCCGUGGGCCCCGCUGCCGCACAACCGCAAGCGCGACGCCGCGCACGCCCGCAUGCGCGCCAUCUACAUGGACAUCAUCCGCGAGCGGCGGGCGCACAAGAACCCCGACCAGGUGGAGGCAGGCUCCGACUCCGACAUGAUCUGGAACCUCAUGCGGUGCACGUACAAGGACGGCCAGCCGGUGCCGGACAAGGAGAUCGCACACAUGAUGAUCACGCUGCUGAUGGCGGGCCAGCACUCGUCGUCGUCGAUCAGCGCGUGGAUCUUCCUGCGGCUGGCGUCCGAGCCGCGCGUCCUCGAGGAGCUCUACCAGGAACAGGUGGCCAGCCUCGGGAAACCAGACGCAGACGGCGUGUUCCCGCCGCUGCAGUUCCGCGACUUGGAUCGGCUGCCGCUGCACCAGAAUGUCGUCAAGGAGACGCUCCGUCUGCACUCGUCCAUCCACUCCAUCAUGCGCAAGGUGAAGAACCCGCUGCCGGUUCCGGGCACGCCGUACGUGGUGCCCACCAGCCAUGUGCUUCUGGCGUCGCCCGGCGUGACGGCCACGAGCGACGAAUACUUUCCUAACGCUAGUCGCUGGGAUCCGCACCGCUGGGAGAACCAAGCGGAACCUGAUGAUGAUGGCGAGAUGGUCGACUAUGGCUAUGGACGUGUGUCAAAGGGGACUGCGAGCCCUUAUCUUCCGUUCGGCGGAGGUCGCCAUCGUUGCAUCGGGGAGAAGUUUGCGUAUAUCAAUCUGGGGGUCAUUGUGGCGACUGUUGUUCGCCAUUUGAAGCUGGCCAAUGUCGAUGGCCGGAAGGGCGUACCUCAGACAGACUACUCAUCUCUGUUCUCGGGGCCCGUGAAGCCUGCUAUUAUCGGUUGGGAACGACGCUUUCCAACUGCCUGA